AUGCCUGCCGCAUCACCAUUGAGCCACGGUCUACUUGCUGGACCCGCAUCUUCCCUGCUUGGUUGCAUCGCACGUACUGGGGCGUCAUCUCUUCGUUUGUCACGCACACAUAAGCAAUGCGUCGUACAAAGCUCAUCUGAGCCUGGGAAUAUUCCCUCGUUGACGGAUAGACAAUACCUACGCGGAACAUUACUCAUUGCGGUGCAUGCCUGCGGAUAUUCUGGCUCCUGGCUCUGCCUCGUCAUCGUGUUUGGCGGCGAUUCGUUCCGGCCUGGGCUCGGUACGGGAUAG
Molecule: messenger RNA, 291 nt
Organism: Trichoderma gamsii
Lineage: Eukaryota; Fungi; Ascomycota; Sordariomycetes; Hypocreales; Hypocreaceae
Exons: 2
Coding region: 1-291 (96 amino acids)
Source: RefSeq, a predicted model, not a curated record